Molecule: messenger RNA, 1678 nt
Organism: Plutella xylostella (diamondback moth)
Lineage: Eukaryota; Metazoa; Arthropoda; Insecta; Lepidoptera; Plutellidae
Source: RefSeq, a predicted model, not a curated record
UGCCUCAUUUUGGUGCCCAUUCAUCGAGCGGAGCUUGCCCGCGCGCCGGCCUCCCGCGCUCCGUGACACUCGCGACCGAAAAUCGACUAAUCAAAAAUAAAUCGCACAGCACUAGUGACUCGAGAGUUCCAAAUUCAAAAUAGUGCGCGACGCUAUAUUUUGUUUUGUUGUUUUUUCUUUUAAAUGAGAAAAGUGUUUCCUGCCAGUGCUUUCUUAACUUAGAGUUUGCAAGUUUAGUUUUUCAGCGACAUUUCGCGUGAAGAAAAGUUUGUUUGUAUGAAUAUGAACUUGCUGAGGGGAGCAUCAAUGCGUUGUUCAUGGAUGUCUUUUUGACUGGUUUCCUCAGAAAGCCGUUAGUAGUUAUAUCUUUAUUAAUCAUCAUAACAAUGUGCCUUACUGUGGCGGAGGCUGCACCGAGAACCGAACACAGACGGAGGCAUCACAGGAGACAAGCUGACCUGGCCAUCAGACCCAAAGACGGCCCAAAUAAAGACUACAAAACCGCCACAGAUACGAUAUUCAGAAGGAUAAAGAAUAAUAUACGGUUCUAUAGAGAUGACUUGAAGUACUACCUCGGGUUUAGAGAAGUGAGAGGCGCGAAGGGAAAUCCAAAAUGGCUGCCGAAAAUCAAUUUCGUCGCGAUACACUUUCACAGUUUCAGCAAUCUGCGAAGCAGGUUCCUGUACCUAAUGCCGAGGCUCUACAAGCACGCGCAGGAGUACCGCCUGCUGUUCGAGGCUCUCCUCAACGUCAACAUCAGCCACUCGGACGACCUCUUCAACCAGAUCAACAAGCGCCGGGAGUUCCUCAAGUCUACCAUCAACCGCAUCGACCUCCUGCUCACAGACAUGAACGAUACCAUGGUCGCCGUCAACCAAACCAUCCCGCACUUCAACCAAGAGUCUAUUUCGAACCUGGCCAAGUUGAACAAAAAUGUCAGCAGCUCCGAACAACGGCUGAAUGACAUCAUAGCGUUCAGAGCGUACGGGAACCUCCAGAAUACGUGGAAACUCGAGCUCAAGUGCUGGAAGAAGCGGCCCGGACGGAAACUCAAAGUCUGCGUCAAUUAUGAAGAGCAAAUGGCGAGAAGAAGACUAAACAUGAAGAUGCCGGUUAAGAGACGAGUGAAUUCUUUCAGGAAUCCCAAUGAUGAUUGAAGUAGGCUUCGCGUUAGAGAAGUGUUAGUUCAUGAUUUUCCAAGAAAGGAUAUUGUUGACGGUGAAAGAUGUACUUAGUUAUGAGUACUUAUUGAUGAUGUUCUGACAUUCGUUUUGCAGUUAAACUGUUGUAUUAAAAAUGUAAGUUUUAAGAAUCUGUGCUUUCCUAUUUAUUCUUACUUUAGACUAGCUUUGUAAUUAUUUAUUUCUCUUCAAGUAUUCUCUUGAAGCUGACUACUGCCCGCUCUCUGAAUUUUGUUUUAAACUUCGACGAUACAGUACCUAUGUUGAUAUUAUUUAUUGUUGAAUAAGCAAUGGGUCUUUAAUCUGUGAUAUUAUAUUAGUAUUGUAAAGUUUUUAAUUUAUUGAAUAUUAGCUUGUAAGAUCUAUACCUAGUUCCUCUGUUAUUCUGAAUGUUCUUUAGAUGAUGACUCCGUGAAUCCUUUGUAUAUUCUUUGAAGAACUUAUAACCUAAUUCAAUCAGAUCUUUAUUAUCGAUGUUGUCUUGAAAAUGUAUUAAU